UUGGAGAGAAAGCUAAAAAUGAAUCCAGAAUUCAAAAAGCAAUAUGAUGCAGGGAUGGCGGAGUACAUCGAGCUAGGUCACAUGGUCCCCGCACAAAAUAUUCCGAGUCGGCAUUUUUAUCUACCUCACCAUGCCGUGGUGAAGGAGGGCAGUUCCACGACCAAAGUACGGAUAGUUAUGGAUGCCGGAGCGAAGAGCUCCACCGGUGUUUCGUUAAACGAUAUUCAGUUGGUUGGUCCUAAACUCCACCCAGACUUGAAAAACAUUAUCACAAAUUUAAGGCGUUACAAGGUGAUUUUUACGUGUGAUAUUAAACAGAUGUACAGGCAAAUUGGAGUGGACUCUUCCGAUCAAGAUUUACAGCUCGUUUUGUGGAGAUUUAAUCCGAACGACCCGAUUAGGACUUUUAAGUUGACGACUGUUACAUUCGGUCUCAUGAGUUCUCCCUUCUUAGCGUUACGGACGAUGCGGCAAAUGGCAGUGGACUACGCCACUGAAUACCCGCUCGCCGCACAAGUGAUACUCAAGGAGACAUUUGUGGACAAUAUCACCACGGGCGGACGCGACGUUGAGGAGGCAAUGGGGAAACAAAUUCAAUUAUUUGGGUUAUUUUCGAAAGUGAAUUUCGACCUAAGAAAAUUCACUAGUAACAUUGCAGAACUGCUAG
Messenger RNA from Bemisia tabaci, 667 nucleotides. NCBI's taxonomy places the organism in Eukaryota, Metazoa, Arthropoda, Insecta, Hemiptera, Aleyrodidae. The record is from RefSeq and is a predicted model, not a curated record.